This is a messenger RNA of Rotaria sordida, 3288 nucleotides long. The record is from the annotation of a GenBank genome assembly. NCBI's taxonomy places the organism in Eukaryota, Metazoa, Rotifera, Eurotatoria, Philodinida, Philodinidae.
AUGACUCAAGCUUCGAAUGAAACAAAAACUAUUUUGAUUAUUGGUGGUGGACUAGGUGGUUUGGCUCUUGGUCAACUAUUAUUGCAAGAUUCGCCUCCAUCUCUGAAAGUAAUUGUCUUCGAACGUGAUGCCGAAAAAGAUGCUCGUGAUCAAGGCUAUUAUAUUACAACUAAUUCAAUGGGUAUUGAUGCACUCAAACGUAUUUCAGUUCUUAAUGAUGUUCUUUCGGAUUCGACAACAAUGUCCUACAGUCAAUGUCAACUAAAAUUCGCAGAUAAAAAAUUAAAUACAACAUUGACAAUGAUUGCAGGAGAAUUGAAAAUUAUUGAACGAGCUGUUCUACGGCGAAAUCUUCUAAAAAAUAUCGAUGUUCAUUGGAAUAAACGAUUUAUCUCUUACAAUAUUGUUGAUCAUGGAAUUGAAGCACAUUUCGAUGAUGGAUCAUCGGUCAAAGGUACAUUACUUGUCGGCUGUGAUGGAUCGAAAUCAGUUGUUCGAGCUCAACUUGUGCCAAAUCUAUGUCGACAAGAUACAGGUGUCGUUUUAGUAGCUGGUACUCUUGAGCCAAAUGAACAAUUAGGUCAAAUUCAACAAUUAAUAGAGAAUAGUCUUGUACAAGUACUUGGAGAUCAGACAACAGAACAUACAAUGAAAUCGAGUCUUUCUCCAGAAGAAUUACUUGAUAAAGUUCGUACGAAUUUCAAUAAUGAAGAAAUUGUUCGUUUAAUAGAAUUGUCUUUAUCAUCGGCGAGUCUCAUACCUUUACGUUUGUAUUCGUCUCCACUUUUAAAAGUGAAUCCAUUUCCAAAUAAUCUUCGAGUGACACUGAUUGGUGAUGCUGCACAUCUUAUGACUAUUCAACGUGGUAUGGGUGCAAAUACGACUUUUGCUGAUGCACUCGAUCUUGCUGAUGUUAUACGUCAUGGUUCGACUCAAAAUUUACUCAGUGAUUACGAAGAAAAAAUGUUUAAACGUGGCUUUCAAGCCGUUCAAGAUUCUUUCAAUAGUACUCGUAUGAUGCGUCUAUCAGGUAUUCAUGUGGAGUGUUGGUGUGAUAUAAGAGUGUCAGUAGAUCGAGAACAAGGAGGAUACAAUGUAAGUGUUACCGAUCAUGUUUGGCUUCGCUCAUCUUAUACAAGUUUGUAUGCCGAUGAACGAUGGUAUUCAUCUAAUGAUGGUUCACUUCCGCUCAUCGAUACACGUCUCGAUCAUGGCUAUGAUGAGAAUUUAGGUGAAUGGAAUGAGACUCAAUUGAUCUAUAGUCUUACUCGCAAUGGGAUACAGACUAAUGUAACUGGUCGAGCACGUCAAUGGAGUUCAAUUUCAGCGAUUACUUUUCAUUUGGACAUUGGCAAUGAGUCUUUGACGAGCAGUGAUUCUUUGAGCAUGGACGAAGUUCGAACGGUAUUUCCUUCGUUCAAUAUUGAACGGAUAGAUAUGAAUGGUCAACGAGGCUAUUUCACAUAUGCAGAUUUUAUGAUGGGCGACAUGGGUAAACAUGCAGGUAUCUGGAAUUCUUCUAGUAAAAUCAUCCAAUCAGGUAUCAAAGCAGGUCCUAUUGUUCUUUUCAAUUUGACUGAACGAGCACAGGGUGAUGUUCUCAUUCUCUCACCUUUUUCUCGCUUUAUGGCCACUUCACUAAGUCAACGAGCGAAUGUCUUAGAAUUUGGUGUGAUGGGCUCCAUGUCGGUAGUACCUUCUAAUUAUAAUCAUUCUAUGAUUGUCUUCUAUUCAUCUCAUGGUGUCAACGAAGCAAUGCGUGAAUGGGGUCAGUCGAUGCGACGAGCAUUCAAUCGAACCAUGGAACAUCGGCUUAAUGAUAUAACCAUCAAUUAUCUGGGCUACUAUACAGACAAUGGUGGUUACUAUUACUAUCAUACGGAGACUGAAAUGAAUUAUGAAGAGACAAUAAUAUCGAUUUCCCAAAAAAUCUCAUUACCAUUUCGUUAUAUUCAAAUUGACUCAUGGUGGUAUUAUAAGGGCAUCGGUGGUGGUGUUUCUGAGUGGUCAUCUCGUCCAGAUAUCUUUCCUGAUGGUCUUCCAGCAGUCCAUCGCCAAAUGAAAUAUAUUCCUUUAGCAGCACAUAAUCGUUACUGGGCAGCAGAUACGAUCUAUUCGAAAAAUUACGCUUUUGUAAUUGAUCAUGUUAAUGGAAAGGCUCUACCGAUUAGUAACGAUUCAUUUUGGAUUGAUCUGUUCGAUGAAGCAUCUCAGAAUUGGGGUUUAAUUCUAUACGAACAAGAUUGGUUGAAUGUACAAACAAUUGAUUUCAUACCGACACGUACUGAUAUUCAUCUCGGACAACGAUGGUUAACAUCGAUGGGUAAAGCAGCUGAACAAAUAGGAUUGAAUAUUCAAUAUUGCAUGAGCUUACCUCGACAUGCUCUACAGGCUCUUGAAAUUCCACGCGUGACACAAGCACGUGUAUCGAAUGAUUAUGUUGUUCAUCUUCGUCAACAAGACUCUCAAUGGACAAUUGGAGUGUCGAGCAUGUUGGCCGAUGCAAUUGGUCUAGCUCCAUAUAAAGAUGUUUUUUGGUCGAAUUCAAUUGAACCCGGAGCUCCGUACAAAGAACCGGUUAUGGAACCAGUUCCUGAUCGAGAAAUACUCAUUGCUACUCUCUCGACAGGACCGGUCGCUUCGGGGGAUGCAAUCAAUUAUACAGACGUCAAACGAAUAAUGCGAUGCUGUAAUGAAGAUGGAACCAUUUUGAAACCUGAUCGACCAAUAACUAUGAUCGAUGCACUCGUUGCAGACUGGGCCCAAAACAACGGAGUCUCCCAAGGAGAACUCUAUUCGACUCUAUCAAUGUUAAAUAAUCAAACUUUUCAUAUUAUCUUUGCCUCAGCCAUGCGACGUGAUUAUUCAGUAUUGCCUUCGAUGAUCGGAGCACAAGCAGGACUAAUUUGGUUCUAUGACGAUCCGUCUACAUUAACAACGUUUGAUGAAACCUAUCCUCUUGCUAUAUCAGCAAACAAAUGUAAUGAUUCAUCAUUCUGUCUCUGGUAUUUGUCACCUGUAUGGAGUUUUGCCGAUCCGAAUAAUACACAAUAUGCACUUCUGGGUGAAUUGAAUAAAUGGACAGCUGUUAGUCGACAACGAUUUUCUUCGUUAACGACCAAUCCAGAAAGAACGACAACGACAAUCACUCUUCUAGGAGGAACUAUCGAGACAGUGACAUUACUUGUCUAUCACUCGAAAUUAGGCGUCAUUCGUUUGAAUUGUUCUCUGUCGUGCGCUGAAGGAGAACUGAUAAUCACUCCAUCCGCUGUCACUUGUUCUUCAUAA